UAUGGGGCACGCCUGCGCAGUAGACAGCUGGGAAAGUGAGGGUGAGACCCCUCUCCCCCGCCCCCCACCAACACUCACAACCUCUUUUCAUUGUCUGCAUCUGGCGCCUGCGCAGUAGCUGAUCUCCGGGCCUGGGAGGGAGGAGGGGAUAGGAUCCGGCUUCUCGCCCUUCCAGCAGGCGCCUGCGCACUAGGCGGCUGUUCUUCGCCGUUACCGCUAAGUGUGGGGCGUGUGUGGAAUAACGUUACAGCCUAGUGGAUCUGAGGGGCCCGGACCCAGAGCCUAGGAGCAAGACGACGACAGCGGCGAAGGCGAUCACGUCGGGGUUAGGGCAGGACAGUGUUAGGAGAUUCUCGGGACACAGCGCGCCCCGACGCUCCCCGUCAGUUCCCUCUUAGCGGUGAAGGGAUGAUGUAGCUUUGCCAAAGACUUAGAAGCUAAGCAGAAAAUGAGCUUGACAUCUUGGUUUUUGGUGAGCAGUGGAGGCACCCGCCACAGGCUGCCACGAGAAAUGAUUUUUGUUGGAAGAGAUGACUGUGAGCUCAUGUUACAGUCUCGUAGUGUGGAUAAGCAACAUGCUGUAAUCAAUUAUGAUGCCUCUUCUGAUGAACACCUAGUGAAAGAUUUGGGCAGCCUAAAUGGGACUUUUGUAAAUGAUAUAAGGAUUCCAGAACAGACUUAUAUCACCUUGAAACUUGAAGAUAAGCUGAGAUUUGGAUAUGAUACAAAUCUUUUUACUGUAGUACGUGGAGAAAUGAGGGUUCCUGAAGAGGCUCUCAAGCAUGAGAAGUUUACCAUUCAGCUUCAGUUGUCCCAAAAGUCUUCAGAACCAGAGUUACCAAAAGCUGCAUGUGUCAAAAACGUAGACUCCAAAGUAGCAGAUGCUGCUUCAGAAGCACAGCCCAAAGCUAAAGAAGCACUGAAAUCUGAGGAAAAGGCUAUGGAUAUUUCUGCUAUGCCUCGUGGUACUCCAUUAUACGGGCAGCCGUCCUGGUGGGGGGAUGAUGAGGUGGAAGAACAAAGAGCUUUUAAGUCAAAUGACAAACCUGAAGAAAAGAGUGUUGAAACGAGAACAUCAGGAUGCAGCGUAGAUGCCAAACAAGCCGAGGAACAGUCUGCAGCUGCAAAUGAAGAAGUAAUUUUUCCUUUCUGUAGGGAACCAAGUUAUUUUGAAAUUCCCACAAAAGAAUUUCAACAGCCUUCACAAUUAACAGAGAUCACUAUUCAUGAAAUCCCAACAAAAGACACACCAACACCAAGUUCCCACACAGCAGGUGCAGGGCAUGCUUCAUUUACCAUUGAAUUUGAUGACAGUACUCCAGGAAAGGUAACUAUUAGAGACCACGUGAUGAAGUUUACAUCUGAUCAGCGCCACAAGUCAAAGAAGUCUUCUCCUGGAACUCAGGACCUGCCAGGAAUUCAAACAGGAAUGAUGGCACCAGAAAACAAAGUAGCUGACUGGCUAGCCCAGAACAACCCUCCUCAGAUGGUAUGGGAAAGAACCGAAGAGGAUUCCAAAAGUAUUAAAAGUGAUGUUCCAGUUUACUUGAAAAGGUUGAAAGGAAAUAAACAUGAUGAUGGCACUCAGAGUGAUUCAGAAAACGCCGGAGCUCACAGACGCUGCAGCAAACGUGCAACUCUUGAGGAACACUUAAGGCGCCACCAUUCAGACCAGAAAAAGAUGCACAAGGCCCAGUCUGCUGAAAAGCAUCAAGAUCAAGUUGUUACUAGCUCUGCGCAUCACAAAGGGGGGCAUGGUGUUCUACAUGGGAAAUUGUUUAAACAGAAAUCAGAGGAAUCAUCGAUGUCAAUUCCCUUCCUACAAACUUCAUUAUUAAGAAGUUCAGGGAGUCUUGGGCACAGACCAAGCCAGGAGAUGUUAAAAAACCAAGCUACUGCUGCUACUUCUGAAAAGGAUAAUGAUGAUGACCAAAGUGACAAGGGUACUUAUACCAUUGAGUUAGAGAAUCCCAACAGGGAGGAAAUGGAAGCAAGACAAAUGAUUGACAAGGUGUUUGGAGUAGAUGACAAUCAAGAUUAUAAUAGGCCUAUUAUCAAUGAAAAACAUAAAGAUCUGGUAAAAGAAUGGGCCCUUAAUUCUUCCACAGUAGUAAUGGAAGAAAGGAAACCACUGAGUUCAUCUGGAUUUCACAGCUCAGAGGAAGGAACAUCUUCAUCUGGAAACAAACGUUGGGUCUCACAAUGGGCUAGUUUGGCUGCUAAUCAUACAAGGCAUGAUCCAGAAGAAAGGAUAAUGGAAUUGUCUAUACCUGUUCCUUUAGAGAAUGAUACAGAUAUCAGUGAAUCUGGCAUUUCAAUGAGAAGUACUGGUUCAGCGACUUCCUUGGUUAGUCAGGGAGAGAGAAAGAGACGAACCCUUCCCCAGCUUCCAAAUGAAGAAAAGUCUCUUGAGAACUCCAGAGGAAAGGUUAUAAUACAGAGAUCAGAGAUAGGCGAAAAGCAAGACACAGAACUUCAGGAGAAAGAAGCACCUGCACAAGUAUCCCAAAAAGAUAAGCAAGAUGCUGACAAGGCCCUAAACAAAAUGAAUAGUGCCGCAAAUGGUGAGACUCUGAGAACGGGUGGAGAGAGUAAAACCCUGCCUCACUCAGGCAAUGCUUCUGAAAAGGAGAGAAGUGAAACUGAAAAGGAAACCUCUUUGGUAAAGCAAACAUUAGCUAAAAUUCACCAACAGGAACAAGGACAGUGGACAUCUGCUAAAUUAUCUUCCAAAAAUGUUCCAGGUCAGAUUGAUAGAUGCAGGGAGGACUAUUUCAGACAAGACUCCCAGCCUCAAGAAAAAAUCCCAGGACAUUCAGCAAGCAAAGAAAGAGUGAUACAAAAUGAGGGCAAGAGAAGGAAAGCUGAGGAACUUCUAAAAACUCAAACUGCUAAGGGAGGAGACAAGAAGGAAUCCUCCAAGUCAUUAGUACGACAAGGAAGCUUCACCAUAGAAAAACCCAGCCCAAACGUACCAAUAGAACUUAUUCCCCAUAUAAAUAAACAGAAUUCAUCUACAGUCCCUUCUUUAGCAUCUGUCAAUAGAAUAAGAGAAAGAACUGAUUCUGUGGGUACUGAUUCUGGUAUGGACACAACCCUUAUCCUAAAAGAUACAGAGGCAGUUAUGGCUUUUCUUGAAGCCAAACUGCGUGAAGAUAAUAAAACUGAUGAGGGCCCAGAUACUCCUAGCUACAACAGAGAUAACUCUAUUUCUCCAGAAUCUGAUGUGGAUACAGCUAGUACAAUUAGCCUGGUUACUGGAGAGUCUGAAAGAAAAUCUACCCAAAAGAGAAAGAGUUUCACUAGUCUUUAUAAAGACAGGUGCUCCACAGGUUCUCCGUCUAAAGACGUCACAAAAUCAUCGUCAGGUGCCAGAGAGAAAAUUGAAAAGAAAAAAAGAAGUUCCACAGAUGUAGGCUCAAGAGCAGAUAGUCGUAAAUUUAUACAAUCCAGUGGAAGAAUAAGACAACCUUCAGUAGAUUUAACAGAUGAUGACCAGACUUCUAGUGUACCUCAUUCUAUUUCUGAUAUCAUGUCAUCUGAUCAAGAAACUUAUUCUUGUAAACCUCAUGGAAGGACUCCACUUACCUCAGCUGAUGAGCAUGCCCAUUCUAAACUGGAAGGAGGUAAAGUAACGAAAUCUAAGACUUCUGUAGUACCUGGUUCGUCAAGCAAGUCAACCACUCUUCCCAGACCACGACCUACCAGGACUUCUCUCUUGCGCAGAGCUCGACUUGGUGAAGCUUCAGACAGUGAGCUCGCUGAUGCUGACAAAGCAUCCGUUGCUUCAGAAGUAUCCACAACAAGUUCCACAUCAAAACCUCCCACAGGAAGGCGUAACAUUUCUAGGAUUGAUUUACUGGCUCAGCCUCGUAGAACAAGGCUUGGCUCUUUGUCAGCUCGAAGUGACUCUGAAGCAACAGUCUCUAGAAGUAGUACUUCUUCAAGGACUGCAGACGCCGUAAUUAGAAGUGGAGCCAGAUUAGUACCAUCAGAUAAGUUUUCUCCUAGAAUUAGAGCUAACAGUAUCUCUCGGCUAUCAGACUCCAAGGUCAAAAGUAUGACCUCUACACAUGGCUCUCCAGUAAAUUCAAGAUGGAGGCGCUUUCCUACUGAUUAUGCUUCCACCUCAGAAGAUGAAUUUGGAUCAAACCGUAAUUCACCUAAACAUACUCGUCUACGUACUUCUCCAGCCCUGAAAACGACUCGAUUGCAGAGCUCUGGGUCAGCAAUGCCUACUAGUUCUUCAUUCAAGCACCGAAUAAAGGAACAGGAAGACUACAUCCGAGAUUGGACUGCUCAUCGAGAAGAGAUAGCCAGGAUCAGCCAAGAUCUUGCACUCAUUGCUCGGGAAAUCAACGACGUAGCAGGAGAGAUAGAUUCAGUGACUUCAUCAGGCACUGCCCCGAGUACCACAGUAAGCACUGCCGCCACCACCCCUGGCUCUGCCAUAGACACUAGAGAAGAGGUAGGAGAUCUUCAUGGAGAAAUGCAUAAGUUGGUUGAUCGUGUUUUUGAUGAAAGCCUCAACUUUCGAAAGAUUCCUCCAUUAGUUCAUUCUAAAACAUCAGAAGGAAACAAUUGUCAAUCUAGUGAUCCAAGACCUCAAACAGCAGAGCCACAUGAUCACUUAACAAUUACACGGCGAAGAACCUGGAGUAGAGAUGAAGUAAUGGGAGAUAAUCUGUUGCUCUCUUCAGUCUUUCAGUUCUCUAAGAAGAUAAGACAGUCUAUAGAUAAAACAGCUGGGAAGAUCAGAAUAUUAUUUAAAGACAAAGAUCGCAAUUGGGAUGAAAUAGAAAACAAAUUAAGAGCUGAAAGUGAAGUCCCUAUUGUGAAAACUUCAAGUAUGGAGAUUUCUUCUAUCUUACAGGAGCUAAAAAGAGUUGAAAAGCAACUACAAGUGAUCAAUGCUAUGAUUGACCCAGAUGGAACUUUGGAGGCUUUGAACAACAUGGGAUUUCCCAACGCCAUCUUGCCAUCUCCACCAAAACAGAAGUCCAGUCCUGUGAAUAACCACAGCAGCCCGGGUCAGACACCGACACUUUGCCAACCAGAAGCUAGGGUUCUUCAUCCUGCUGCUACCUCAGCCUCAGCUGAAUUUGAGAAUGCCGAAUCUGAGGCUGAUUUCAGUAUACAUUUCAAUAGGUUCAACCCUGAUGGGGAAGAGGAAGAUAUUACAUUACAUGAAUGACUUUCUCUUGAUUUUUUUUUUUAAAUAAUUGCCUUUGGAAAAACUAGUAUUGGAAGCAGCAUAUUGUUGAUUUAUACAUAACACAAGAGAACUUGGUCAACUGCAAUCUUGUUUUCUGUCUUGUUAAUUUUAUUUUUUAGCUUAUAGUGUGGUAUUAUUAACUCUUUGAAACUACUUAAAAUAACCACUUGAUGCACAUAUAGGAAAAAGCAAAUUUGGUAGAUUACUUUUAUGGUUUGAAUAUUCUCAAAUUAUACAGUGGCAUUCUUUCCCUUCAUAGAUAUUUUUUUUUUCUUUAAGCCCUGCUGUGACCUACAAGCAGCCUACAUUUGAACCUUUCUGACCCCAGUGUCUCCGUGCCAAGCUGCUCCCUGAAAUGGACUUUCUCUUCAUCUGUAUAGAUUUGUUGAACUUCUAUUUUGAAUCUUUAUAAUAGGAUUUAUAUUGCUGUUCAUUUUCAUUGGAAACAGUAACAUACUUCCACAGUAAAAUGGACCCUUCAAAACAGUCAUUCUUGGUUCUAAAAUUUUCCAACAUAUAUGAGAUUUAUGUAACCUUUAUAGCUACAUGAAUUGGGAUUUACAGAGAUUAACUAUUAAGUUUGCCCUAAGAUUUGUUGGAAGUGGUAGGUGGGCAUAUCUAUAUAUCAAUAAGGACUAACCAUCUUUUUUUUGUACAUAGCAGAUUAAUAAUACUGUAUUUUGUUUUAACCCCAGUGUGUGUUUUACUCCGCUUUUAAAAAGUCCAAUUUGGUACUUUUUUUUUAUUAUUUGUUUGAUAGAAGCAAGAUUUUAUCUCAUUUUAGGACAGGUGAUAACUAGAAAGAUUUAACUAGGCAGGUAGCUUUGGUGGAGUCUAUUUUUAAAACUAAGAACAUGUAUAAUGUUCUGUGUUAUAUGUGACAGUUAAAAACAAAUUUCCUUUCAGACGAUCAUGAAGUUAAAAUUUUCUUCAUUAGAUUUGGAGAACCUAUAGUCAUAAUAGUUUCACUCCCAAGCAAUGAAUUGUUUCUGUGUAUUUCCCAGUAGGACCCAUAGUAAAUACUGUCUCAGUCUUGUACAUAUAUGCAGACCCUGCAAGGUGAUACUGACAAUGACUUUGGCCUAUACUACUAAAAUAGAAAGCUUAUGAAAUUAUCUUGUUAACUUGAUUUUUCUCUUUCCAAGUAAGAUGACAUUUGGAUAGGUUUUAAAAGAAAGUAAUUAUCUUUGUGUUUCCAGAACACUAUGGUAACUCUUAAUUCGGUUAAAUAUUGUUAGUAAACUUGUAUUUACCCUCUGAUCCCAUUACCCUAUAAAGGUUAAAAUGGCAAGUUUUACAGCUAAAUGUUCUUUAGCAUUUCUGAAAUAAUUCUGUGCUAUAUUUGUUUUAAUAAACAGAUUAACUGUUCAUCUGAAAACUUUAUAGGAUUUUUUAAGUCCCGUAUGUUGAGCUAGUUAAUAAAGAUGCAAAAGAAAAAAAAUUUUGUAGAGAUGUAGAACAAAAGUUUGUUGUAUAAUGGAUCUCAUAUUUUUUUUAAGUUUAAAAAAGAAAAUUAACUAUUCUCCAUGUAAAGCUAAAUUCUCCAUUAUAUCUAAUAAAGGAAGAUUGAAAAAGACUUUAAAGAAUAUAAAUGGAAAAUUUUAAAGAAGUAAAUGAAACAUUAAAACCAGGCCAGUCCAUUUAACAAAAUAAUUGAGUAAAAUAUUCACAUUGUUACUUCUUUUAUUUAAUGUUUGGGUACUGAUUAUAUCCACAUGGAACUAGAAGGUAAGAAGUUGUGUAGGAAAAUAUUAACAUCUACUCUACUUACAUUAUUGUUUAAUUGUUUACAUACUUUUGUUCAAUAAUAAGCAUUUGGCCUUUUACUGUUAUUUUUAUUUUGUAUGAAUACAUUAUUCUCCUUAUUUAUUUUUGUUACAUUUAUUACUUAUGUUAUUUUGUUAUGCAUUUAAACUUCAUUUUUGAAUAAAGUGUUUCUGGAACUUUA
Molecule: messenger RNA, 7163 nt
Organism: Sorex araneus (European shrew)
Lineage: Eukaryota; Metazoa; Chordata; Mammalia; Eulipotyphla; Soricidae
Gene: CEP170
Product: centrosomal protein 170
Exons: 20
Coding region: 449-5194 (1581 amino acids)
Cellular component (GO): centriole
Molecular function (GO): protein binding
Source: RefSeq, a predicted model, not a curated record